CAGCCUAGCUGGAAGAUACUGCUCGUCAAUAUAUAGUCAACAUUGCUCGUCAUCUGUUGACGGAUUAUUGUCGUGUUGCUUUUGUCUUUAAACUGUCAUAUUCCAAUGGAAGUGAUUUCAGUGAAGGAAGUGAAACGAGCAUCCAUCUUCAUCCGCAUCAUAUCUUGGACUUCAAGAUAGGUGUUUCAACUUUGUGUGGAAUUGUUUCACUAGAUAAACAAACAGAUGGAGUUUGCUGAGUGUAUGAAUGGUAUUUUUUGUUUUGAUUUAAGGGUUUGAAUGUAGUUUUUCUUUUUGAAAUUUGACAAUUUUGUUUUGUGUGAGAGGAACUCUGUGUAGGCAAUUAGCAAGCCAUGCAAGUCUGUGUUUUUAUCCGUGGUGGUUUGUCAGGUGUAUAUAGGGCUGUAUCCUCCUGGAGGGAUUACCACUGUUGUAGAUGGUUGUGCAGGCAGGGAUUAUAACAGGAUGCUUGGGAAUACGAGGAUUCAGAUCUUCUUUUGCGGAGGAGAGUUUUAGUGAUAUUUAUUCUCAGCCAGUAAGAAUCAUCAAUGGCCAACGGAUUUAAUGUGCAUUUGGAUGUACGACUGCGAGGUUUGGAUUAUGUGGUAGGGUACUUGAAGAGGGAGGACUCCAGGCAUUUGAAGAAGUUUAUUCAAGAAUUAGCAACAGUAAACAAGGAACUAAAUCAAGCAAGGGAACACUUACUAGAGAGAGAGGAGGAAAUAGCGGAACUUAAAGCGGAAAGAAAUAAUACUAGGCUUCUAUUGGAGCACCUUGAGUGCCUUGUCUCUCGUCACGAGCGGUCACUCAGGAUGACUGUGGUCAAGCGGCAAGCGUCAUCUCCCGCAGGAGUCUCCAGCGAGGUCGAGGUGCUCAAGGCUCUCAAGUCUCUGUUCGAACAUCAUAAAGCCUUAGAUGAAAAAGUUCGAGAACGGCUACGGGUUGCAUUGGAAAGAGUUGCCCAGUUAGAAGAGGAAUUAGCGUCAGCCAAUCAAGAGUUGUUUACUCUGCGUGAACAGCAGACCAAGUCGCGGCAUUCUAGCGGCAGUACGGAAGAUGGCGACAAGUUGAGGAAGGUAUCAUCUGCUGACUCUUCACAGGAAGAGAAUCAAAAGGAGGCACAUCCCAAAAAUGCCUACUUUCAGAGAUUGUCCAAUGGGUCAAUUGACCCAGAUUCGGACAUUAACCGCGUCAUCGAGCUCCAGGAAACAGUGGAGAAGCAGAACAGUGAGUUGACAUCUGCACGGACGAAGAUGCUGGAGCUGACCAACAAGUGCACCGAACUAGACGAGAGUUUCACCACCAACCAGAAGGAUCUUGUCAAAGCUCAGGAACAGAUGGUCAAGCUGCAGAGGGACCUUCGGGAGUCUCAGGCCCAGAAGGAGGACCAAGAAGAGAGGAUAGCAACUUUAGAGAAGCGGUACCUCAACGCCCAGCGGGAGUCAACAUCGCUACAUGACCUCAACGACAAGCUGGAGUCAGAGUUGGCCAUGAAGGAGUCACAGCUGAAGACUAAUGAGGAGAAGAUCCGUUCUGUCCAAGAGAAAUAUGAGAUGGCGGAGCAGAAGCUUCAUCAGUCUAUGAAGAAGGUGGAGGUGUUGCCGACAAUAGAAGCCCAGUUACAACAGAGGAUGGAUGCACUGAGCCAGGCGGAGGAGCAGCAUGGUUCGGUACAGGAGCGUCUGGAGCAGCUGGAGUCUAAUCUCCAAGACAAGGACUCAGAGCUACAGCGGGCUCGGCAGCGUGAGAAAAUGAAUGAGGAGCAUAAUGCCCGGCUGUCGGCAACCGUGGACAAACUGUUGUCCGAAAGCAACGAGCGGCUGCAGCUUCACCUCAAGGAAAGAAUGCAGGCACUCGAGGAGAAGAACCAGCUGACGCAGGAGCUCGACCGCACCCGGAAACUCCUCGACGACACGCAGCAGGAGAAGGAACGAAUCAAUGAGGACCUGCAGAGAUACCGGAAAGAGGUGGAGAUUCUCCGAGCUCAGAUUGAACAAAUUAUGAGGACGGGACUUGGAGUGGAGGAGAGCGUGUUGAGGAGAGUACAGCGUGGUCGGGAGCAGGCACUCCUAGAGGACCAGUCCAAGGUUAACACGCUGAAUGAACAAGAAUGGGAGAAGCUACAACAAGCACAUGUGCUGGCGAACGUUCAACAUGCAUUUGAUACAUCGGACACCGAGGGAACAGAUGAUAACGAGUCAAUAUUCGGAGCUGUGGAUCUGCUGUCUCCUACCGGACACACGGACGCACAGACCCUCGCCCUCAUGCUACAGGAACAGCUGGAUGCAAUAAACAAUGAGAUUAGGUUAAUACAGGAAGAAAAGGAGAGCACCGAGCAGAGAGCAGAAGAACUGGAGAGUCGGGUAGGAAGCGGGAGUCUUGAUGCUAUAGCUGCCACCAGGUGGCCGCAGGGCUACGAGCGCUCGUCUCCCCCUCUCAGCGGGCGCUCAACGCCCACGCCCAGAACAUAUCAGUCGAGAGAUAUUCUCCAAAAAUACCACACCGCACCAGCGGGUAUAUCUGCCUCCCACUUGUACACCUAUUCCUCAUCUAGUCCGCAAUUGGCAACAUCUGCUGAUUCCGCAGCAGCGCAGCAGCCCCAGUACAGUCGUGAUGACACAGCCCUCAGCAGUAAGGAUGAAACACGGCAGAUUAAGUGCGAGUCUAGUCCACCGACACCAAGGUCACUGAGGUUAGAACGGGUCGCCAGAGCACUAGCUCAACAAAGUGCAGACAACUCACCGGUGUGUAGCAAACUGCACGAACUUACUCACGGGACAGCAAGUCCGAUGGGGAGCGUGCACAGCAGUCAAGACUCACUACACAAGCAUACAAAAAAGAAGGGCUUGAAGAGUUCGCUAGGGAGGUUCUUCAGUAAGAAGGAGAAGCAGAAACCCAAAGAAGCGAUGGGGUUGGAGCGUGGUGCUACGGCCUUCACCGAUACAGACGGGAGCGGGGACGCACUCACUCUGGGGCUAGGACAAUCAGAAUUUGAUAGGAGGAAAAAGAAAAAACAUGAGUUGUUGGAAGAGGCCAUGAAGGCAGGCACCCCCUUUGCCUUGUGGAACGGACCAACUGUUGUAGCCUGGUUAGAAUUAUGGGUAGGGAUGCCUGCAUGGUAUGUAGCAGCGUGUCGAGCCAAUGUCAAAAGUGGAGCUAUCAUGUCAGCAUUGUCCGACACGGAGAUUCAACGAGAGAUCGGUAUCAGCAAUCCCUUACAUAGGCUCAAACUCAGACUAGCCAUUCAGGAAAUGGUUAGCCUAACAAGUCCUUCAGCGCCAAAAACUUCACGAACAACUCUAGCGUUUGGUGAUAUGAACCAUGAGUGGAUCGGGAACGACUGGUUGCCAAGUCUGGGCCUACCUCAGUAUCGCAGCCAUUUCAUGGAGUGUCUGGUCGAUGCUCGCAUGCUUGAUCACCUCACCAAAAAAGAUCUGAGAGGGCAAUUAAAAAUGGUAGAUAGUUUCCAUAGAACAAGCUUACAGUAUGGAAUAAAUUCAUUAAAGAAAUUAAACUAUGAUAGAAAAGAAUUAGAACGGCGUAGAGAAGAAAGUUCGAAUGAAUUAAAAGAUGUGUUGGUGUGGUCUAAUGAGCGAGUUAUCAAAUGGUCGAUGUCUAUAGGCCUGCGUGAAUAUUCAGCUACUCUGCUAGAAUCAGGAGUCCAUGGGUCACUUAUAGCACUAGAUGAGAGCUUCGAUCACAACAGCAUGGCUCUCGCAUUACAAAUACCCACACAAAACCAACAAGCUAGGCAAGUUUUAGAGCGGGAAUUCAACAACCUGCUGGCAAUCGGCACUGAUCGCCGCCUGGACGAGCCGUGGCGCACAGUGAUAAACUCACUCCCUCCUACACAGGGUGAGGGCGGCAAGUUUCGCCGGGCACCAUCAUGGCGGAAAAAGUUCCGAACAAAAGACAGCAAGGGGCGUGAGGGCGGGGAAGAAGGGGAGACAACUGCAGAGACCUACGUUCAGCAGUCACCUCAGCACACAAGGCGGGCACCGGACAACUCAGUGGCACGCCGCUCCACAGAACAUAGGAACUAUUGAUGAUAGCCAUGUAUAGGGAAGACGUUAUAUCUUGGUGUAUACUCCAUUCUGAUUGGACAGUUACCAUUCUAAUGGAACCUGAUUGGUCGAUUUGAUUUACCUUCAAAUCAGAUUGGUCAGUUUGACUUUUACUGGAUCUGACAUCAGGUGUACUGUAAUGGACUCGUAUUGGACAGUUUAAGUUCUACUGGACACUGAUUGGUCAAGCCAGGGAUCAACUGUUGAAGCAGGUGGUUCACGAGUAUAUGUGUGUAUAUCCAUGCAUCAGGACAUGCUACCCCACUGUUACAUUGUUUAUAUCAUGUGUCAUCUGGUUUGAGAUUAUCUGUACUCAUUGUUUAUAUCAUGCCUCAUUUGGUUUGAGGUUAUCAGAUAAUCUUGAUUCUCAUUGGCUGGAAGCAGUUAGGGUCAGCUUUAACCAUUAACCUUUGACCUGUAGUUGUGUAAAAGUGGUAGUACUCGACAUUGGUGUCAUUCAACUAUUUAUUACAUGCGAUACCCUGUAGCAUUAUGAAUAUAUGCAACCUUAGUUUACACCAGGAGACAGGAGACAUCACAAUUCUACAACAAUCAAAUGUCACCAGCCAUACUGUAUCCGUGUACCACGAGGUCGGCAAUCAUGAUUGUAUUCUUUCUUUUAAUACUCAGUUUCUUGUCAAGACUAGAGGAAAACCUAAAAUGAGAAGUAAACCUAGUUUGUAAUUUCACUUUUCAUUAUUGUUUUUGUAACAACAAACUCAACCCGGUUAUAGAAUCUGCAGUUCAAGUUAGAUAACUCAGAUCAAGGGAGAUAACUCAAUCUCACAAGGUUGUGAAGGAUGAAAGGAAAACAACAUGCAGUUUUAGGGCUGUCUCACAAAGUGAUUUACAAAUUGUGAGAACAAUUUUACAAACAUGAUUUGUUGUAUUCUUUUUGAACAUUGACGUUUUGAGAUGACCCUGCUGCCAGUGCCUGUCUCAACAUUUUAUCAUUAAUUCAUUAUGAUCAGGCUUGAGGGAAACAUUUUGUUUUGUAUGUGUACACAGCCCACAGAUUAUGAGGGAGGGUCCUGAUGGGUUCAGUGACUGGUGUAGAAUGACUCAAAACACUGUUGUAAGAUCGGUCUGCCAUUCAAUUAUAUUGUCAAAGACGAUGAAAUACUACUUUUUAUAGAAAUACUAAAUUAAUUUAUUACUGAUUGUAAAAGUUGAAAAAUUACAAUUGAAAAUAGACUCAUUAUAUUUUAACACUCCAUUGUUAUUAUUUAUUGCAAGGAAAUCAAUAUUGCUGUUCAACCAUGUGCUGACAUUAAUGUUCAUGUCGAUUUGCAAAGUAAAAUUAUUACUGCCUAAGUAUGCAGGUUCCUUAUGCCAAGUGACUCAGGAUUCCAAAUGCCUACUUACUCAAUGUCAUACUGACUUAAUGUCCAACUGCCUACUGACUCAAUGUCCUACUAGCUACUGACUCAAUGUCCUACUGACUUGAUGUUCUACUGCCUACUGACUCAAUGUCAUACUGCCUAUUGACUCAAUGUCAUACUGACUUAAUGUCUUAUUGCCUACUGACUCAGUGUCCUACUAGCUAGCUACUGACUUAAUGUCCUACUGCCUACUGACUCAAUGCCCUACUGCCUACUGACUUGAUGUCCUACUGACUUGAUGUUCUACUGCCUACUGACUCAAUGUCAUACUGCCUACUGACUCAAUGUCCUACUGACUUGAUGUUCUACUGCCUACUGACUCAAUGUCAUACUGCCUAUUGACUCAAUGUCAUACUGACUUAAUGUCUUAUUGCCUACUGACUCAGUGUCCUACUAGCUAGCUACUGACUUAAUGUCCUACUGCCUACUAACUCAAUGCCCUACUGCCUACUGACUCAAUGUCCUACUGACUUGAUGUUCUACUUACUCAAUGUCAUACUGCCUACUGACUCAACGACAUGCUGACUUAAUGUCCUACUGCCUACUGAAACAAUGCCCUACUGCCUACUGACUCAAUGUCAUACUGCCUACUGACGCAAUGUCCUACUGCCUACUGACUCAAUGUCAUACUGCCUACUGACUAAAUGUCCUUCUGACUUGAUGUUCUAGUGCCUACUGACUCAAUGUCCUACUGCCUACUGACUCAAUGUCAUACUUGCUACUGACAAUGUCCUAUGCCUAAAGUGACCAUGCCUAUCAGGACCCUCUUGAAGGUGAUAGGAAUCUCUGUUAGAAAAGAAGCAAUAGAUUAACUUUGUAUUUUAUUUGUCUAUUUUCUAAACAUUAUUCUCAGAUUGCCUUACAUCCAAUCACGACUACAAAAAUAGCAGAUUCUUCUAUGCCAGGAUGGUUCAAGUAAGCGCUGAUGAAAAAGAUAAACAUAUAUUUUGACAGCAGUAAAAGUAUGGUCAAUUGGGCUGUGAGAAAACGUGACAGCAGGUCAUACAGUAGAUGUUUUCCGAGAUAUCUGUUAAAGGGAGCAUUGCCUGUGAAUAUGAGCUUGGCCUGCAGAUAAGUAUCUGCAAUUUGAAGCGUAGAUAAGCGUCCCUACAACAAUCAAAAAAAGGAAUUUAAGUGUUUCCAAGGAACUGCCCAGGCUCUCGUUGUCUUAGUGAUGAAGAUUCUUCCUCUAGGACAACAACUCUGAUAUUUAAUCAGGAUAAGAGUUUUAGUCUGUCUUUAUUUUUAACUUUGUUUUAUGAACUUUUUAUUAUUUACCUUUCAUUAUUUCAAGUAAUGAUAAUCAUACAAGAAAUAUGAUAAACUCAGAGUGAUUUUUAUUUGUGAGUGGCAAAGCAUAGUGAUAUGAAUUCACUGACCAGAAAAUAUAAACAUAAGAUUUCCAUCUCCGUGACCAUGGUAACCUGGCUGACAAAUUAAGCUGAAAGCUGCAAAAACAGAACCAUUUGUACCAAGUCUAUUACAGUAUGAUUAGCUGAAUUGAUCCAGUCUUUGUCACUUGAUUGGCUUAUAUGAUUCAGGCAUUAUCACCUGAUUGGCUGAAAUAAAGCAGUCUUUAUUUGAUUGGCUGAGAUAAAGUAGUCUUCAUCAUGUGAUUGUGAAUCAGUCCUCAUUUCAUGAUUGGCUGAAAUAAUGCAGUCCUCAUUAUCUGAUUGGCUGAACAGUCCUGUUUUCUUCUCAUGGCUGAAAUGUUGAUUGUCAACCAUCUUCCAACUUGGCCCUGAAUAUGUGCAAUAUUGUGUGAAAAUCGGAGAUUGCUGUGUGCUCAGUAUGUUGUGUGCUUGAACUCUUGAAGACAUACUGCCAGUAAAUAAGUUAUUCCUAAUCAGGGCUCAUUUUUAGUUUACAGCAGCCCCUGCCAUCAUUAUGUGAACAGUCUGGUAUGUGUAUUGGCUUCUGUCCUAAAAGAAAUCAGGGAUUUUGAACAAAUGUGUUAAAGGAUUAGAUGGAUAUUCCCCUUUGCUAGUCAACAGUAUUCAUAAACAGUUAACAUGGGAUACAAUACAUAUUUUGUUGAUAGUGUGUAAAUAUAACUCACCUAUUAUUAAGAUCAAUUGUCACCCCCCAAAAGUGUUUUGGUUUUCGUUUUUGACAUUGUCAUUUUCCAGAUCAGGUCAGAUCUCAUCUGAUCCCAACUUCCGUUCUUACCAAGGGUGGGUAACUCUAAACUCAUUAAAGGUUGCAAGUUUGUAAAUUAUUCUAUAAGAAAAUCCCUAUUUCCGAUCUUCACAAGAAAAGAGAUAAACAAUUCCCCUGAUCCCAAACAACAAAUGGAAACCAAAAGAUUCUAUUCGGGGGCCUAUGUUACCAUAAACUGACUGUGAUUUUGAAAUAUCAGGAAAAGUUGUGCAAAUACAGUGGAGAAACUUAUUUCCUGACACAGAUGUCUGAUUACCUGCCCUUCUUCUAGCUCUUCUCCGGAGAGUCCAGAUUAGUAGAUCAGUCAACUAUAAAUAUAUCGCAUUUAUACUGAUUGAAAGAAAUAAGGGAACGGCUGGGAAGAACAGCAUGUUGACAAAUCAACCAAACAUAUCACCGAGAAGACGAAGAUUGACACCAACACAUACAAAACUAACAUUUCAUGUAGUGAAAUUUUGUUCACUUGAAGCUCAUAUUUUAAGCAAAGCUUUCUUCCCAAUUUGUUCCCCUAUUUUUUUUCCUCAGUAUAUGUAAUUGUAUGUAUGUACAGCAGACCUAUAUCGUGUAGAAAAUAUAAAGUAGAUUAUCACACUAUUCUAUAUAACGCUCCAUAUGAAUUCAACCACUGAGCAUUGUGCUAAUCCCUCGUUAUAAGAUGGAUAUGGGAUACAUGAUGAUGAAAUUAAAAUGUAUGGAAUAAAUUUAUUAUUGGAGACUAUUUAUAAUAUCGGAUGUAUAGAAGGCUGCAUGUGUUAUUGCUGCUUUGUCAAGAAAUCUGUUACUUAAGCUUUGUGAUGACACUGGGACGAGGAUGGAAUAUGUGAAUGGCACAAGUGUUUAAAAUAAACUCACCCUGUGUGUAAUCAUCGAAGACAGGGCAUCGUUAUUUAUGCCAUAUCUCCAUAGUCUGUUCGUUUAUUGUUUGUAUUUUUUGUAUUUUUACAAAUUUCGUUCAUAUUUAUGACGCUAAGGACAUAGUUACUCCCAUCUCAGCUCUAUCCUGCAACCCCAAGUCAAUAUAUUUCUUGUCUCCUUGGAAAAAAUAAUAUAUCCUGUUUAAGACCUAAAUGUACAUCUGCCGGGCUCAAGAUAUUAGUUCUAUUUAUUUGUAUACAUGUACACCAGGGUUGUUUUUGAAACCAGAAUUUGUUGGAAUUUGACAUUGUUUGUUUUGUAUGGCAGGGAACAGUCACAAUUGUUAAAUUGUCUGUGCUUAUGUUACUGUUUGAUGGUUAUAAGGUCAUUCAGGAGGGCGCUAAUUACUUCAUCAACAAUAAGGUCUGUUUAGAUAUAUAAAUAGUCUUGUUUCUCAUGACUUUAUUCAAACUCCUUAUUUUGAAAGAGGUUAGAAAUCUCUAAAAAUAACUAUCAUUCUAAUGUUCAUGAUUUUGGGGGCACAGUUGUCGUCGAAGGCGCCACAAUUUGAUGUGCAGAGUUGCAUCCCUUGGGCACACCAGAAAUCUAGUGGUAAACAUCUGAGAUCUGCAUCCGUUCAGGCUUUCCUCCGACAUUAAGCUGACACAUCAUGAUAUGAGCGAAAUACUGUUCAAACCCAACUCACUCACACAUGGUUCCUUUGGUCACGAUCCCUGUGUCUCAAAGUUUUGAGAGAUGGGGGCCAAGGUCAUGUUGCCGACCACAGCUCAGUUCAUAUGGGAAUCUGACACAGAUUGAAUGGCAUGUCUUUUGCAAAAAGUUUGCAUCUAAUUUAAAAAUGAAAUUUGAGUUUAAGAAGCCUUUUCAUUAGCGUGUGUAAAACUAAAACACAAUAAAAAACAAAUAUUUGUGGUGAGGCAAUUUACAGGGAGGCAGGUCAUGAGAGACAAGACUUCAUCUGAACAAGCCUAUGUUGAUGAGUUUCAUGUGUGAUGACUUAAUUAGAAUCAAAGACACAGUGGCUGGCACCACAUAUGUACACACUGUAAUGCAUGUUUACUAACCCACAGACCAUCAGUAAUAACAAAACCUCUUGAUAAAGGUAGAAUGUAAUCUUUUCCACAUCUAGCCACACACUUGAAUUUAAGGAAAACCAAACUAAAGGGGCAUCUGAAUGGUUCCUUGUCAAAUAGGACCAGAUUCCAUCCCAUUCUGCAUCCUCUCUAUCAAGUGUCAUUGAUUUUAAACUUGUGUUCUGAUUAAGUCUUCCUUUAUAUAAUCAGUUACAUGCUGUGCCACUUACCAGCUAGCUGUAGGACAUGGUCACAAUGUGACAUAAUAGCCAUCAACUGCCUACACUGCUGUGUGAUUGUAACACAAUGUAUCACUACAGUCGCUGAUGUUAGUGUGAUUGAAACACAAUGUAACAUAACUGCUAGUGACUGCAAUGUUCUUGUAACAAUAUGACACAAGUCAGUGAGGUCAGUGUGAUUGUGACACAAUGUAGCAACAGUCACUGACUGCAGUGUGAUUGUGACACAAUGUAAGAACAGUCGCUGACUGCAGUGUGAUUGUAACACAAUGUAGCAACAGUCACUGACUGCAGUGGGAUUGUGACACAAUGUAACAAUAGUAGUCACUGGCUGUAGUGUGAUUGUGACACAAUGUAAGAACAGUCGCUGACUGCAGUGUGAUUGUAACACAAUGUAGCAACAGUCACUGACUGCAGUGUGGUUGUAACACAAUGUAAGAACAGUCACUGACUGCAGUGUGAUUGUAACACAAUGUAACACUGACUGUUAUUGGGUGGCAACUCUUCAGCUCGACUAAGCACCUGUGUCUCUAGUCAACACAUGCAGGGCUGUCAAAGGAAGAAGACCUAUAAAGGGGAACUUGUGAAAAAUAUCUGCUGAACUGUAAAUGACAAUACACAUUCACCAGUCAGACACAUUUAGCAGAAACUGGAAACACUGGUAGAUAUUUAGUCCUAAUAAUCAUGUCAUUCAUCAUUAAUUCUUCAUGGGUCUGUAUGACCUACGAUCUUCCAUCAACACUGACUACAUAUCGAUGUUUGGGUGUGGUCAUAAUAUUUUACCAACAAAUCAAGCGACAGGCAGUUCCCAUAAAACCUAUGAGUUCUCACACCAAUGGUCAGAUUACAUCACACAAAUAUGUCUCGCUUGACAUUUCUAGUAUCUUGUGUCAUAGCUGUGAUGCUGUCUGCACCACAUAUUGGUAUACAGGUACUGACAAAGUUCCUGCACAGGGUAGGGCUAAUUUAAGUAGGGCUUAAUUUUCAGUAGCAGAUUGUCUGCACUACAUUGCAAAUCUGUUAUAUGUAUUCACCAGCAGUGGAGGAACGUAGAGUAUACAAACCCUGGAGGUAUUGAUGAUGCACUUCAUUUGAAUCAUAUAGAAAUAUUUUGAUCAUUUGUAGAUUUCUGCCCCCGUAGCUCAGUACCUCGUAGAGUGAAAAUCCCUGGGACGGUUCAACAAACUGGUGCUAAUUCAGACAUUCCGUUGACUAUGUUAACCAUGUUAACGUUCUGUGUUAUCCACAGAUAGCAUAGUACUGAACAUUAGAAUCCAAUUCCAUUACAUUGACUUUUUCUCUUCUAUUUGAAGUACUUCUUUCAACAGUCACUGUUCAUUACAGCUUUUUGUGUCUCAGUUCAAUUGCUAUCUGUCUUCAUUACAUUGUUCAGAGUGUAAUUGUCAAGGCAAAACCUGUAGGUUAGAAUUAGAACCCCUGUCCCAAUGUCAAGGACAAUGUGAUAAAAGGGCAGUCUUCAUCUUCAUCGUUGAGCAUACCGGUAGAUGCAUAAUUAUUUGUACGGGUUUGGAGCGUCUGAAUCUUUUCAUUUGGAUAAUGACAAGGUUGAACUUGAUUUUCUGUAAUGUCAUGUUUUCAAAUGAGCGUAAGCAUAAAAGAUGUUGAUUUUUUAUUUGUUUUUCUUCAUGAAUCAUUUCUUGGUAAAAGUGAGAAAUGUAAACAAUUCUCUGGAGAUAACAACACUAAAUUUAUUCGCGUAUCAAAUCAACAUAUCAUAGAUGUUUUUGUUUCAUAGAUAUUUUCAUUUGCAUAGAAACCACUGCCUAGACUUCACUAUAUGCUGUGUGAUAACUGACAAAAUUAGGUUCAACCAAGUUUUCCCUCUGCUUAAAUUUCCAUUUCACAAUCAAAUGACAUUAAUAAAAUUAUCAAGUUUCUAUAUGCAACACCUGUACAUACAUCCCUUUGUACACGUUGUAUUGUCUUUCUCACUAAUCCAAAAUCAAAUGUCCCAAGCUCAAGGGAGAUAACUGUGACAAGGGAGACAACUUAAAGAUAGGUGUUUUGGGCCUACUUGCCAAAUAUGCCCCUUUAGCAGUACAACUAAAAGAGAUUUUACGCUUUAUUUAUUUUUUCCCCAUGCAGAUUUAAUUCAUAAAUCUGUUUCUUUUCUCAAAUAUGAAUUUUGUUCUCAAAUAUUAUUUCUCACUGAAUCCACAUUGCUAUAGGCCUAAAUCUCAUUCUUGCCAUUGUCUCUUUGCAAUGUGAUGGCUUGUUAUGAUGACCCUUUUGUAUGGGAUAAAUGUGUUGUAUCCACAAUAUUUGUUUGGAAUAUUGUACAUCUUGUAAGGUGCAUAUCUCGGUGCAUAUGUGGACAUUGCUACAUUACUGGUGGUGGAGACCCACGCCUCAUGAAGCCAAACAUCAUUUGUCAAACAUCAACACCAUAGCUUGUUGUGGUAACAUCCGAUUCAGUCUGUUCAUGUUGGGAUAUUGCUGAAAUCAUUUCACACAAUUAUGUUAAUGCAAUGAAAAUAAAUACUUUCUUAUAUAAAUAUUAUAUUUUUUAGUUUUUUUUAUUGAUUUCCUUGGUCAAUUUACCAAAAUGAAGGUGGUUAAAAAAGGACAGGAAAAUGUUGUAAAAUCAGGGUUGAUUUGAGAUUUCUAAUAUCAAACUCUUGAAAUAAAAGCUUCAAACAAAAGGAUAUUCAUAAAAGCUUAUUUUCAAUUGGACAUAUAUUGCUUUUUAAUACAUUAUUUUAAUAUAUUUUUUACAAUUUUAGGGUUUUGUUCUGAAAUGUUUACUGAAGACUUUUGAUGGGUUUUUUUAUUCAACAUUUAAAACAUAAUCAGUUUAGGAAGCAAUAUUUCAGGUUGCUUGUUUCAGUGAUGUCAACUCUAUCCCACAAGCAACAGACUGUUCCAUCCAACAAGCCAAUGUAUGACUCAGGACCAUUUCUCCUUCCACCAGUAACCAUGGUAACCAGACACUGCAUAUAUGCAAAAUAUGUUCUACCAGGUCUGUUCAACCAGAAACAAGUACUUACAGGAACUGAGAAUCAGAAGGUACUCAGACUUCAUCAGGUAUCAUGGUACCCACACUUCUCUGGGUAUCAGUGUUGGCAAUCUAUGAUUCCUUCAAAUACUUCAAUAUUUCUUGUGUAGGAAAUUAAUUUGUUUCCCAGACCUCCGGACUCUUUAACCUGGAAACUCAUUUGCAGAUAUCACUGUAGUAAUAGUUCAUUUCCAUACAGAAUCUCGGAAAAAUUGUAAGUGGUGGAUUCCUUUAUCCUUGGUUUCCAUGGUUACGAAUUAAAUUUGUAUCUGACGAUGAUUUGAUAUCCUGUGUUUGUAGAGCAAGUCACUGGUUCAAGAUUUGAAUAUGAUGCCAGGGUUAUUAAUAACUUGAAAAGUAACUUCCAAAUGUCUUCAUCCAUCAUUGGCAGACUACUUCAGUGAAGCUGGUAUAUUUUACAAGGGAGAUAACUGUUCCCAUACAGUGUAGCAGGAAAUGAACUAUUGUGCGAUAUGUGCCUUAUAGUUAAUGGGUUGAAGGGAACGGGGACCGUGUGAGUUUAGAUGCAUUUGGUUAAAAUAUCCACUCUGUACACAUGUUGCAUUUUCAAAGCAGUAAGUGUGAGCACUAUAUGAAGUAAUGGCUUAUAAAUAUGUGUAUCUAUGUAAUUACCUGGCUAUUAGAGUGUUAACAAUAGAACUGUACUGUCCAUCUCUUCCAAUCAAACAGGUAUAUCCAGAAUGUCUGUCUUGUCAUAGGCUGGGGCCCUAGUGUAGUACAAGCGAUGGUGUAUCAAAACACCAAUGUAGAUCUGUAUAGCAGGCUGUUGUGACCUUGACCCACUUCUGUGUUACUGGCAAGGUCAUGUGUCCUUGACCUUGUGUUGUCAUCAAGGUCACAUGACCCUGCUUCAAUUCUGUGUUAUUGGUAAGGUCAGAUGACUUAUGCCUAUUUCUGUGUUAUUGGCAAGGUUAUCGUGAUCAUGACCCACUUAUAUGUAUCUGUCAAGGUCACAGCCUUGACCCACUUCUGAGUACCAGGCAAGGUCACAGACUUGACCCACUUCUGUGUACCAGGCAAGGUGUCUGUAGUUGCUGUGUGACCAAACGCACGUACAUUCUUAUCCAUGUCCUUGCGGCAGAGGGGGUCCGUGAACAUUUGAUUGUGAAAUAUUUUUUAUAAGGCUGCCCUUUAUGAUAACUGAGCAUAAAGAGGCAGGCAUCAAUUAUCAUUGACUAGAAUGAAUAAAAAUAUAAGAAAUA
This is a messenger RNA of Haliotis rufescens (red abalone), 14033 nucleotides long. RefSeq names its product liprin-alpha-1-like. Lineage: Eukaryota; Metazoa; Mollusca; Gastropoda; Lepetellida; Haliotidae. Gene Ontology annotation, biological process: synapse organization. The record is from RefSeq and is a predicted model, not a curated record. Gene Ontology annotation, cellular component: presynaptic active zone. Bases 549 to 4046 code for a protein of 1165 amino acids. The transcript has 25 exons. Gene Ontology annotation, molecular function: protein binding.